AAACACCUGAAAUUAAUGUUUAGAAAUGCAAAUAGCGCAAAGUUGAAAAUUACCCGAAAUGUAUUAUUACAUAUAUUUUACUCCUGCGACUCGCUGAAUCCACCAGUUGAGAUCGAAAAUAAGGGUAAGUACACGUAACAUGAUUCAACAUGAUUCAAAUUCAAGUUUUGGUCCAUAGAUGAUUUCGAAGGCUAUUUUCAAGAUUAAAAGUUCGAUUAUGAAUUACCCGAAACAAGCCACUAAAUCCAGCUAAAUUCAGUCGAUGAAAGACGCUGACCUCAGAAUUCAAGGUUGUGGAAUACGAUAGAGCCUUACUGUUGAUUUUGGUCGAUGGUUCAGCCGAAUUUUCCUUUUUUUACUAACGAAGGUUCGGUUGUUGGUUGAUUCACCUACGAAAGAAUGAAUUGCAACAAUCGUGCGUGCGAUUCUGUGCGUUAAUGCGAAUAUUAAUGUACUUCAUCACAAUACAGACAAAACAUUUUCGAGAAUUUUUUUUGUUUUUUAAGAGUUUGUGAACCCGUCCAGCUUAGUGUGCUGUAGCUCAACAAACGAUAUUUCUGCGAAAGCUCGGCGAGUUAUUGGCGUCACCUUUUCUGAAAACUGGCUUAAUUCGAUUCGGCCUCAUUGUUAGCAACAAACAUACUGAACUGAAACUGUAGAAGUAUAAUAAAUUCCGACAGAGUUGUAAAAUUACACCGAACAUCAAAAACUUCAAAGACAUUUUGGAUCCUUUGGAAUUCGUGGCGCACUACGUUCAUGACUCCAAGCACAAUAUUAAAAUUUUUUUCCCCUGAUGGUAAUUCAAGAUGGUUAACCUGCAUCAAACUGCUGGAGAUCCUUCUAUUUAUUAACGUCCUGCUUGCUUUUACGUUCAGGGCCUUUCUUUGAGUUUGCAGCUCGUAGAAAAAUAUCAUUGAUAUUACGUGUCAAAAUUUAUUAGAUUUUGCUUUAUUUCAUCGCAUGUUUACAGACUACCAAGUGAUUCAAUUUUUCGUUCAUGGCACCGCGAAAGAGGCGUAAUGAAAAGUACAGUAAUUUAUCGGUUUAAACGCUUUCCAUUAGUACAUAUAAAGAUAGUUCUACCAACCAAGACAGUUAAUUGAAAGCGCUGCUGUGAUUACAACAGAAACACAGCGAGUCAGAAACCAGUGUGAGAUUUUCUCUGCUAAAGGAAGUCGUCGCUCCAAAGCAAUAACUUUAACAAUUUCAUGUUUUCAUGGAUCUCAAUGAUGUUGCACUGAUCAGUUGAGGCUAAGAUUAACCCUUUCAGCCCUAAGAGCGACUAACAUCUAAUUUCUCUUCGCAAUAACUCCCCUGAAUCACACAUGAAGGUCACAAGAAUAAAGAAAAUGAUCAACAACUAAAGAAUUUCUUUAUUUUUAAAAAAAUUCUCCUUGUCAGCCCCUGAACACAUCAGAAGUGUAUGAUGAACAGUAUGAAGAAUAUUGCAUGCUGAUUUUGGGGUGUAAAGGGUUAACCAAAAUUUUAAGAACAUACUGAGAACACACCCAGGCUGAGAGUCGGUUAACAACGUCUUUAUUUUGCUUUUUUUUAAAACUGUGGUCGAACAGGAGAAUUAACUCACGUCCGAACUGAUCUAUUGAAACACAACAUCACAUAACUUUAAGAACAAGUUAAGAACGUUUUCGGGCUCAAAUAGAAAAAAAAAAAAAUAAGAACGUCUCAGCCCAAAAAUUAGACUUUCCUAUAUCGAAAAAAGUGUAUUCCCCUUUUAUCAAAUCUUAAGCCUAUUAGCUUUUGAUGUUCCGACAGCCUCUUUAAUUGUAGUCCCUCGAUAAUUGAGAAUGUAAGAAUAAACUUGAACCAGAAUAUUUCAUAAUAAUAGAACAGUUAGUCCGGGGGUCAGCCGAUACGUUCGAAUCAUUUUCCUAUUCUGAUUUUAAACAACACAUUUUUCGUAAUUUCAACUUGAAUUGCUCCCCUAUAAUUUCUUCGUUGUGAUCAAUAUUAUAUUUGAUAUAUCUUGCCAAAAUAUUGCCAUUUGCCCGAUUGAUUGGAUCUCGCUGUUUGUAGAUUAACCAUGAACCAAUCGAUACCUGUCAAGGCAAAAGCCCACAAUAGUUUGGAAGUCUUCAGUUAAGCUGUGACGCGCUCCUUGCAUAAUGCAGGACUGUUAUCAAAUAUGGAAUUAAAACAAGGCCUCCCUCAUCAUCGAGAUCUUGGUAUUAGCGCAGUUGUAGAACAUUCGAACACUAAAUCAGAAGGUCAGGGACUCGAUUUCUCAUGCAGGACUAAGAUCUUUUUUUCGAUCCCAAGUUCGUAGUAAAGCGAACAAAAUCUUUCUCUUCUUUUUCUUCGACGAAUGAGCUGAAAUUUCGCCCUCUUUCUUAUCCCAUAUUCAAGAAAUGAAUAAGUCUCCGAAUUGUUACCCGACGUUCCGGGAUUUAUUACCUUCAAAACUAUCAAAUAAAUAUAUGUUAUUUGCCGGCUGGGAGGUCCGUAUGGUGAAAAACUGUGACCGAGGUCUUGAAAUUACUGCCCGCGGCCGUAGGCCUCGGGCAGCAUUUUCAAGACCGAGGUCACAGUUUUUCACCAUACGGACCGACCCUUAGCCGGUAAAUAACAUAUUUAUUGUUUUUAAACUUGACGAAAUUCUUUCCGAAAGAACCCGAAUGACUUAUGGCCGUAAAUACGGCAAGAUCUUCCAUAAACUGAACAAUUUUUGAGUGAGUAUAUGGUAGUUAAAAUAGAGGUGAUGCAAAUUUAAGAGAGAUGCCUCAGCGAAACAUUUUCAUUUCCGUAACGAUAAAGGUGAUUUAAAAGGCUUCCAAACAAACAUUGAAACAUUAUUUUUACAAGUAUCUGUCACAAUCUGACACCUGUCAAUUAGAGAGCGCGCAAGAAAAAAAAAGCGUAGGAACAUUUGAAAACCAACAGAACUAGUUUGGCAAGGACUGUCACGACAAUGUUUUCUUCAAAAUCAGUUAAUGAUCUAACGGAAAGUAUUAUUCACUCUCAUCGACCAUUCAUUCAUGUACGAAGGUUUACCUCUGUUCAUUAAGUAAACGGCGAGGAAAGUAAUUGUGAGUAAAUUCAAUUUUUUUAUUUUGAAGUUGUGAGAGUUUGCUCGUUUGUUUGCUGUAAUGGCGUGUUUAACCCUGAUCUUUCCUUCACAAAAACUAAAUUCGAACGGCACACUCCAACGAGACACAAGGGAAUGUAAUGCGGCCUUUUCUCAAUUCCUUCAAUUUCUGUUGUGCAAUUUAAGGUACAAAUGUCCAAAUUGAACGGAAUUGGAAAGACUCACCAGGAGCGUAUAUUUGUUGUAGAACUUAAAUUAAAACUUCGCUCGCUCUUUCACUAUGAACAAAUUGCUCGAGAAAAUUCAGAUAUUAAAUGAAUGAAAGUUCCAUCGUUCAGUUUAACUGUAACCAAAUACCUCACGUUUCAACUUUCUGGGUACUUUUUGUGAACGAUUAAAAUUAAUUGCAGACGGUUUUUAGGCCGCUUGUCAACCAACGUAAUGACACUAUUGUUUAUACAAAUUCAUUCUGAAACCAAUAUUUUUCUGUCAACCAAAGUGAUUUGAUAGAGAGAAAAGAGAGGAUCCAUAAGUUAUUUAUCGGCUUGAGGUAGUGACCGACGUGUUUGCUUAAAAAUACUGCCCAGCCGGAAAACGAGGUAUAUUUAUGAAAAAUGACAACGAAAGUUGGGAUGUACUCGGCGACUCACGAAAGCGUUACCGUGGCCCGUGGGCAGAGAUAGGAAAAUACUGACCGGGUAAAGAACCAAUCAGAUUGCAAGAUUCGUUACCGUGCCCUCUAAAAAGACAAUAAUAACUAGUAUUUUCUUACAAGGUUACACAGCGAUAGGUUUUCGUAGCAGUAGAAUGAACGACCUCAGAUGAGACUGGACGGGAGCGUUCAAUCUAAAAUGCUUCAAUAUUUUUGUAGUACCUAUCAUAACGACCAAUUCAGAAAUAUAUGAAGGAAAUUUAACAAUUCAAAUGAAAGUUUGGGAAGGAUAUCAAGUAUAUCUUUAAGGAAAAGGAGAACUGAAGGGCUUCGGAAAUUACCAUCGUAAAUACGUCAACAAAGACACUAAGAACCACUGCAAGCUGAUGGCGCAUAUACAGCUUUAGCUCAACCCAACAAAUGAUUUGCGACAAAAGGAAUUUUGUCCUUUUCAUUCCACCAACCCGACCACGCUAGUAAAUCUAUAUUGACACGCCUACCAAAACCACCCGUCAUUAUUUCAACCGCACUAAAGCCUUCGAUCCCAACACAAAGGACCAGGUAACUGUAAUUUGCAUGGAAAAUGUUUUGGUAUUUCCAAUUUUCCUUUCGCAAUUUGAAACUUGUGCCGUUUAAUUUUUUUUACACCAUAAUUGUCACUGAAAGUGAACUAUCAGCCACCAAACAAUUCAAUGAUCUCCUGCGGCGAUGGGCGUUAAUUAAUUAUCAGGCUCGCUAUUCAUCAGAGUCACAUGCACUACCGUUUGCUCUUUCUUUCCUCGUCCCUUCUUUUCCUUUUUUUCGUCACUAAAAUUUCCUAGAAGGACAGAUCAUUUAUUACAAGGAAAUAAAUCGGCGAUUGUAAAAAAACCUUCUCAAAUUAAACCACGUAUGUAACAGAGUCAAAUUAAAGAAAAUGGAUGUAUUCUGUAUUCUACACGGAAGCGUUGCCAUCAUGCCUCACAACUGUGAGCCAUUUCAUCAGAAUUACCACUCUUUAGGGGGCUCUUAAAUGUCACCUUUUUGAGGGAACCGUCCCUUAUUCUUUUUAAUAUUAUAAACGUAUUUCAGAAAUUUUCAACACCUGGCAUUUCGCUGGACUUUCGCUUGAAUAAUUGUUAUAUUUCAUCAUUAACUAACCAUAAGCUUUUUUUAAUCAUUUUUUAUUUCUUUUUUUCAUUAAACGUACUCUUUUCGUAGGAGUACUCCAACAAUGAUGUGCCGUUUGACUGUCACCCACAUGGUAUUCUUGAGCACAGUGUCUGUGUCGAACGCAUUGUUUGUUGCAUGGGAAAAGGACGCAAAUUUGACUUCAGAUGACAUAUUUAUUAAAUUCAAGAACACUUACGUACCUAGAAGAUUUGGUAGGAUAACACAAGAAUUCAGGAAUCUGACCACCCACUCUCUGGACGAGCGCUGUCAGAAGGGCAUGGGACUCUCCAUUUCGUGGAGUUUGAAUUUGCCGUACGCUGGGAUCUUGGGACCGAGAUUUGGCAAAAAGUUUGGCUUUGCCGCACGAGGAAUAUUUCCAAGUGAGUUACUGUACGUUCCUCUUUCCUUUUCGAAUUUUAAGUCACUGAAGGUACUACGCGAUGAGGGUACUAAUUUGGGCGUAGUCGUUCUCAAAUGAAUAACUUUCGUGGAAUGAAACACAGUGGAAUUAAAACUUGAUAGCUUGGGAGGGCGGACAAACAAGUGGGAGGUAAGAGUUACCCGUAAAUAAUAGAGGAUGGCUAAGAAAAAAUGAAAGGUUUAGGCAAAUUUAGUCAAGAUGCAUCAGCCGUGACGUACUCUCUUUCGGGUCUCUUUCGUCGGCCGUCAGGAAACCAUCGGAGGGCGACUUUGGAUAGGGCUUCGGUGACAUUGGGAAUUGGUCAAGUUGCCCUUAGGAGUAUUCAACAAAUUUAAAACUCCUUAGGGGAGUAAUCAUGAGAAAGUUCUGAUACUAAUGGAUAUAAAUUCAAUCAACAGAUGUCAUCAACAGAAUUGUUCAACAUUGUUGCAACGGAAGUAAAAUCAAGUACGGUGCCUUCGUGAAGAGUAUUUGGGAAGCUGAAGAUUUUUUCUCUGAACAGAAGUACGAUUUUACUUUUCCUGUGUACAUCGCCAAAGUAGACAAGGACUCGUACCGUGAUCAACCGUUUGUCCCAGUUGUCACAGCACCUCGGGUUAUGUUACUGGUCUCUGAGAAGGUAUAGACAUGUUUUGAUCACAGUUAUAACUUUAGUUUGGUGGAAACAGUUCGUGGUGUCACUAGGGGGAUGCACCGGCGUGGAUAUUGGUUUAGUGGACUCGGAAUCGAGAGAUCCGAGCUCUAGCCCUGGCCGGGUCGUCGCAAUUUUAGGAAAAAUUCUUAAAAUACUGAGUAUCUCUUUCCAAACAAGAUCAAGUAGACAAAGGAAUUACUAGUCGGGGCCGACCUUCAUCAUGAUUAACGAAGUGAAGCCAUACCUCUCUUCUCCUUUCUAUGAUUUUUGAUAUAGCAGUUUGUUGUGCAUACCACUGAAAGUUAGAAGAGCACGUAGGAUUUUCAGCUGAGGAAUUAUCUGAAAAAAGAAAAAAAAACAGAUAAGAGAUGUCUGGUGUUCAGGCGGUCUUGGUAGUAUGAACUAGUGAACAUUCUAUACUUUCCUAGUCUCGAAAGUUUUAUUUAAUAGCAAAAUUCUGGUGUAUUAAUCAUUUUCACGUAUCAGUAAUCAAAUAACAAUAAUUUGAUCAUGUUUUUCCGCAAAGGGAACAAAGAAAACAAAGAAUUUCGCGAGCACAAUAUUCGAUACUUGGCCGUUCUUGGUAUUUAUUCUGGCUGCAGCAGGCGCUUCUGGAAUGAUGGUGUGGCUACUGGUGAGCAUACAGAUAAGAAUCACUGCAGGACUUAAGCUCAUUUAUAUGUCAUACGAACUAAAGAACAAGCAACCAACAACACAGCAUAAAAAUGUUUUUUAGCACAAAGUAAUGAUUUUGCCGUGACUUAGUUAAGAAUCACUCUAAUACUCACUUCUAUUCAAGGUACUUUUCACUGAAAGGAAAACCAUCUCCUUGAAAACCAUAACAGCUGUGAAUUGCUUGCCUGCUUCUUCUCUCGUCCUCACUCAAAGGCUGAACUGGUAACUGGUUAUUGCAAGUAACACCUUUAAAUAAUCUUUUUUUUUUUUACAGGAGUUUGUUUUCUUCUCUAAUGAAUUUUCCAAGAAAUUUGUGAACGGAGCCUGGGACGGAUUUUGGUGGGCGGUUGUUACCAUGACAACAGUAGGGUAAGUGAUAUACAAAUAUUCCACCACUUCCUUUGGCUAAAGUUAGAUAAACAAAAGGGCUAAAUGAAAAUUACCCUCUGUAAAGAUCUAUUUUGUUGGCGGAAAAAUUAUGAUUAGAGGAAACUGAAUACUGACCCGUAUUUGUGUGUGAACAGUUACAGCCAUACAUGUAUUUUAACUUUUUAUGCAGUAAGCCACGAAACAACAUUUUGAUUCGUUCUGAGUACCAGAGAGAAAUAAUUUUGUCAAAGUUUACAUAGAUUAAGCCAUGAAUCGUUUUGCAAGGUCCCAAACACCAAAGAUGCAAGGAUUUAAGGAUAUCUUCGAAGGUGACUGAGGAUAGGAACGAUUCACACAUGGCCGUUGGAAUAACGAGCAUGAUCAUUUAACAGUAAAUGAUUUAAACACAAGAGUAGUAAUUGAUCAUGUACUUUAACAGGACUUUAUAACCUGUAUAAUUUCUCGAAUUUGAUCACCCGGCUGGGAGUGAUCCGAAAAGGACCGUUACCUGGACACAGACAACGAAUGACAUUUGGACAAUCUAACCGGAAGUCAUCAUGACCGGGUUAAGUGUCUUAUUCAGAUUGCAUUAAGUUGUUGAAUAUGAGAUAAAAAAAAAAGGCUAACUCCUUUUGAGAACGUUUCUCUUACGUAUCAUUAUUGGAACGGUACAUCCCUUUUUUAAACUUGAUAGUGUUUUUUUUUUUGUUUUACCAGGUACGGUGACAGUUCCCCUAAAUCAUUGCCGGGUAGACUUUUCUGUUUCAUCUGGAUCAUUACUGGAAUAAAUAUCAUAUCGAUAUUUACUGCAUUGGUCACAGCCUCUGUUACAGCCACAACAAGACCCUACUUUAACAUUCAUGGCGCUAAGGUACUUGCUUCAAUCUUUCUGUAACGAGCAUGGACCCCGUUCGUAGGUUAAGCCAAGGCAAAGAGCGCAGCGCCAGUUAGUUUAUUUUUUCCGAGCCUUUUUCUGUUCUUCGCCUGUUAGGCGGAGUUUGCUUUAAAGUGGGUGAGAGAUCUUCGCACAAACAAUCAGUAGCGUUACGCCUUGUUGAACAAGUUUGGUACUAGUAUGUAAGAAGUAUAUGUGAUUGUCCUUUUCUGAAAUUAGGGCUGAUGUGAGAACGAGUCUCUGAUAUACCUAAAAAAAGGUCUUUCUAUUUCCACUCAUCCUUUAACUUUGCGGGAGAGUUGAGGAAGAGACCUAAAUACCUAUCUCUUUCGUAAACGAUAAAUUUCAAAACCCAAACAGCCCUAUAUUAAUAUAAUAUAUCAAUCUAAACGUUUAAUCGAUUCAUAUCCAUCAGAUUGGUGCAGUAAACGGCAGUGAAGAGUUUCGACUUGGAGUCAGCAUUAACUUUGAUAUGCAAGGUGAGAUGAGAUAGGCCAAGAGAUUAAAACGAUGGCAGAGCCAUUAAGUAAGUAGCUUCUUAAGUAGCCGGAUAUCGAGCAACGUUCCCUCUGGGGAAAGGCUGCGGAAGGGAUCAUUAAGCAAGUCAACCGUCAACGAUCGAUGCUUUUACAAAUUACUUUUCGUAAUAGACCUCGCUUACCAUAGAGUCUCAGAGGCUCAGUGGCAGAGCAUCGGAACGCGGAAUUCGAAGUUCCGAGGUUCGAUUCCUCAAGGGGAUCCUUCUUGGUCCCACGCUCGUGACAAGACGAAAAAACAUAUUUCUCUAUACUAUUUACUUGUUUGUUUGCUCCUUUGUUCUUCGAUUUUAUUUUCAGAAAUCUGUAGAUGACAAUUUAAGUGUCAGACCAAUAUUAUCAAGUUUUUUUUUAUUCCUUUCUUUUUCUGAUAUAGCAUUUAGCACUCCGGUGGCGAUGACUAAAGCCGUGCAAGACUUCGAAAUUGACGGUCUUUUGAUUGACAAUUAUGCUUUGACAAGGUUUUCCCAGUUCCUGGAGAAGGGUCAGGGAUUGCGAGUAGAACGCACGAUUGAACAUCCGAUCACAUACGGCCUUGUACUUCCAUCCGGGGCACCUCAAACCACGCAGUGUGUGAGGCGUUACAUGAGGAACUACAACCAUGAAAUAUUUGAUCACAUGGCAAAAUAUCUCAUUCCUAUCAAGGUGAGGAACGAAGUGAAAUAGAGAAUUAAGGUGGACGAGAGAAGAACAAUUUUAAAAGUUUUUAAGACAAGAACGCUUUUAAUUGUCACUAAAGAGACUUCUCUGCUUAGUCAGCGAGCAAGUGAAAUGCCACGUUUGUCAUCAACAGUAAGUUGAUUAAAAUAUAUACCUUUCUCUUUCUGUUGAUACAAGUAUUCACCUCUAAAAAAUCUCUUGAUCAACUAUAUGAACUAAUCGGACAGAUUCAUGAUAUCAGUAAACAACAGAAGUAUAGUUUGAAAGUCUGAAGUUUAUCCCCAGAUUAAGAUAUUGUGUAAGAUGUCCUACACUUUUUUAAAUUUAUUUAUUUUGUUUUGUUUGUGUGCUUAUUGGUUGUGUCUUUGUUUUUUUUUUUCGGUGACCUAUAGAACAGUCCCCAUCACAAUUCUCUGCCCGAGAAGGAAGCAAAGAAAAGUUUAAAUUACAUUAGGAGAGAACGCAUAUUAAACUCCUAUGAACUCAAAUUAAUAGCUCUCAGUUUACUGCCUUUAAUAGCCCGUGUAUGAGACACUGCAGAUGAACUGGUAAUAAGGGGAGAGUCUUGUCAGUUGCCAUUUCUAACGUGCUUUGAUAAUGCAUGCUACAGCGAAUAUUCAAACUAAAAACUGAUCCUAUUUCAUUUGCCAGACCAAACAAACUGAUAAAAACUUGGCAGUUGAAGCGACGGAAGCUCUCUUUUACCAACAAACAACAUUUGUGAAAAUUGUCAGAAAUGGGGUCAUUAUUGUGGGCAGUCUCGUAAUCAUUGGACUCUUAUGGGAGUUAUAUCGAAGAUACAAACAAGGACUCUUAUGUGGAUUUCCAUGUCGAAGGAUCAAACAUGGUAGGUCAUUAGUGGUACCUUUAGCCGCUAUUAGUACGGCUGGAUCAGCUGACUGAGUGGCUGACUAAAUGACAGACUGAAUGGCUAACUGACUAACUCAGUCACUCUCUUGCUGGAUAACUGACUGACUCAUUUUCCAACUAGCUGAAAGGUUGAUCGAUUGAUUGGCCAUCUGACCGGCUGACUGACUCAAUCACUACUGAACUUGCUUACUCACUUGCUCACUGACUGACUGAUUGAUAGGCUAAGUGAAUGAUUGACUAGCGGACUGGACUGAUAGACCAAGGGACUAACAGCGUAACUAACUGACCUACUGACUGACUUUCUGACUUCUAGACGGACUAACUAACUGACUGACUUGCAGACGGACUGACUGACUGACUGACUUGCAGACGGACUGACUGACUGACUGACUGACUGACUUGCAGACGGACUGACUGACUGAUAGAAUAACUGAAUGAUGACCGACCGACAGACUGACUGAUUCACUUACUGACUUACCGACUCACUCAUUGACUGACUCAUCGAUUUAUUGACUGAUUUCCGGACUCACUCACUGACUUACUGACUCACUGACAAAUUGACCAAACGACUAACUGACUGACUCACUAACUUACUUACCGACUCACUGACUCAUUGACUGACUCACUGACACACUGACUUACUGACUCACUCAUUCACUCACCGACUCACUGAUUUACUGACUGACUGACAAAUUGACCGACCGAGUAACUGACUGACUGACUGGUAGAAUAACUGAAUGACGACCGACCGACUCACUGACUGACUCACUCACUCGCUCUCUCAUUGCCUCACUAACUCACUGUUUCACUGACUCACUAAAUUACUGACCGACUGACUGAAAAGUAUUGACCUAUCGACUAACUGACUUACUGACUGACAGACCGGCUGACUGAAAAUGGCGCACUUGCUACUUUUCAUUCAUCGAUAUACUUUUUUUCCAUUUCAGGUAAAUCGAAAUCAGGCACGCUGGUUCCCAACGACGCCAAGCAACAAAUGAUUGCUCUACAGUCAAAAAGUGAGUCAAAGAAAGUCAACGCCGAAGAGCUCGUGCUUGGCUUCAAUAAGUUCCAUAAACACUGGGUGGAGCAGUUGGAAAGCGUGAGGUCACGUAAACCGUAAAGCCGGGAUAACUCCAUUCACAUUUGCGAGGCGAAAUCAGGUUGAAUAGCAGAUAUACCAAGAUGAAAUCGACACCGGUCACUUAAAAAAUUAAACUGAAGUAAUAAAGACUUCUGUAAGAAAUAUUUUAAUCGAUCCAUGAUUAAAGCUCCCGUUCUCAAACCUAAGCUGGACUGCUUUGAAUUAGUUUCAGAAAAAGUUCGCUCUUUAUUUAUCGCGUACGUAAUAUUUGUUUGUUAAGUUAGUAUUAGGACACAGCCAAUAAAAUUACCUUGGUUCAAGUGUUCCAUGG
Pocillopora meandrina is the source of this 11319-nucleotide messenger RNA. Lineage: Eukaryota; Metazoa; Cnidaria; Anthozoa; Scleractinia; Pocilloporidae. The record is from the annotation of a GenBank genome assembly.